AAAAUAAAAUAAAUAUUUUUCUUUAUCCGAAUAUAAUCUGUGAACACCCCUGAGAUUCACAACGGAUUUUGCAAAACAACAACAGCCACUAACACCAUUACCUCCCAAUAAAAAUCAUCCACCUCAUCUUCCCAUCUUAUCCAAUAGAUUUCAUACAUCCACCCAUUUCUAUUUCUUCCCACCACUUUAAACUUUGAUCAUACUUCCCACACUUUCAAAACCCUAAUCCAGAAACCAUCAACCCAGAACAUGUCUUUCACAAUCUCCACAAGCUUCUUUCAACCCCUUGAAGUAUCCAAUCUCAAAUCAUCAUCCAAACCAAAGGUUGUUGGUACAAGUAUCGUGUGUUCAGGAGCUACAGAAGACAACAAGAGCAAGAACACCGAUGGAAAAGGGUCGUUAAAGGCGUUGUCAGCUGCACUUGCACUAUCUUCGAUCCUGGUGUCGUCGACUGUACCGGUGCUACCGGCGUCUGCUGAUAUAUCUGGGCUCACUCCGUGUAAAGAGUCUAAGCAGUUUGCCAAGAGGGAGAAGCAGUCAUUGAAGAAGCUUGAGAGUUCUCUUAAGCUUUAUGCACCUGACAGUGCUCCUGCUCUUGCUAUUAAGGCUACCAUGGAGAAGACCAAGCGCAGAUUUGACAACUAUGGAAAGCAAGGAUUAUUGUGUGGAUCGGACGGGCUGCCACAUUUGAUCGUAAGUGGAGAUCAAAGACAUUGGGGAGAAUUCAUCACCCCCGGGAUUUUGUUUUUGUACAUAGCUGGAUGGAUCGGGUGGGUUGGAAGGAGUUACUUGAUUGCUAUUAGGGAUGAAAAGAAGCCUACACAAAAAGAGAUUAUCAUCGAUGUUCCUUUGGCUUCUAAGUUGGUAUUUCGUGGGUUCAGUUGGCCUGUUGCGGCUUACCGUGAGUUCUUAAAUGGGGAACUCAUCGACCCGACUGUUUAACCUUUUUUUGCUACAAUUUUAUAUGUAUCUAGUGUUUUUGGUUUUAUGUUACUUUGUUUGCUGUCAAAAUUUAACAAUUUGGAAUGUAAAUUUUUCCUAUUUGCUUGGAACAUUACGGUUUGUUUGUUUGUGA
Molecule: messenger RNA, 1075 nt
Organism: Helianthus annuus (common sunflower)
Lineage: Eukaryota; Viridiplantae; Streptophyta; Magnoliopsida; Asterales; Asteraceae
Product: photosystem I reaction center subunit III, chloroplastic
Exons: 2
Coding region: 250-942 (230 amino acids)
Biological process (GO): photosynthesis
Cellular component (GO): chloroplast thylakoid membrane; photosystem I; photosystem I reaction center
Source: RefSeq, a predicted model, not a curated record